Drosophila grimshawi is the source of this 819-nucleotide messenger RNA. RefSeq names its product probable Golgi SNAP receptor complex member 2 (gene Membrin). Gene Ontology annotation, cellular component: late endosome membrane; Golgi apparatus; ER to Golgi transport vesicle membrane. The record is from RefSeq and is a predicted model, not a curated record. Lineage: Eukaryota; Metazoa; Arthropoda; Insecta; Diptera; Drosophilidae. Gene Ontology annotation, biological process: vesicle fusion; vesicle-mediated transport. Gene Ontology annotation, molecular function: SNAP receptor activity; SNARE binding. The transcript is spliced from 2 exons. Bases 114 to 761 code for a protein of 215 amino acids.
CACCUAUAUAAUUGGACAACUAAUUUGCAACGCGUCAGCUUUUUGAAACGAAUUAAUUUUGCGUGUUUUUCAAGCUAACCCAUUAGCCUGUUGCAUGCAGCAUAUCAGCCACAAUGGAAACGCUGUACCAUCAAACGAAUAACACGCUUAAGGAGAUUGAGCAAUGCUUUCAGCGACUGGGACAAAUACUUCCGCAGGAAGCGGCUGACGUGGAGAACUCAAUCCAAAUGAAAAUAACACAGGCCAAUUCCAAUUGCGAUCGACUCGAUGUGCUGUUGUUCAAGGUGCCACCAUCGCAAAGACAAAGCUCCAAGUUGCGCAUAGAUCAGUUGAAAUAUGAUUUGAGGCAUUUGCAGACAUCGUUGCAACACGCGCGAGAUCGUCGCCAGCGGCGGCAGCAGGAGCUGAAUGAACGGGAACAGCUGCUCAAUCAUCGUUUUGCGGCAAAUAGUGCGCAGGACACGUGUCUGCAGCUGGACUACGAGCUGCAGCAUCACACACAGAUGCACAACUCGCAUCGUGGCGUGGAUGAGAUGAUUGCCUCCGGCAGCGGCAUACUCGAGAGUCUCAUUUCGCAACGGAUGACGCUGAGUGGGGCGCAUCGACGCAUUCAGGCAAUUGGGAGUACGCUUGGACUGUCGAAUCACACGAUGAAGUUGAUAGAGCGGCGACUGGUGGAGGAUCGACGCAUCUUUGUGGCUGGCAUGGUUUUCACCUUGCUGAUAAUCGCACUGAUUAUCUACUAUUUUAUAGUGCUUUAGUGAAUAUAUAGAGAAUAUCUUUCUAAUAUAGUUUAAAUUAAAUGUACUCGUAUUUUAA